Zophobas morio is the source of this 1464-nucleotide messenger RNA. Its product is annotated as UDP-glycosyltransferase UGT5-like. The transcript is spliced from 6 exons. Lineage: Eukaryota; Metazoa; Arthropoda; Insecta; Coleoptera; Tenebrionidae. Gene Ontology annotation, molecular function: UDP-glycosyltransferase activity. Bases 1 to 1464 code for a protein of 487 amino acids. The record is from RefSeq and is a predicted model, not a curated record.
AUGAUUUUAUUUUUUACAAUAUUCGUAAUUUUGCAUAUUCAUUUUGCUCAUGGAGCCAAUAUUUUGGCAAUUACUACAUUGCUCUCUCCCAGUCACCACUUAUUUCACGAUGUAUAUUUAUUAGAAUUAGCGGAAAGGGGACACAAUAUUACAUUAUUGGGCCAUGACGAAGACAAACAUGGACAUCCAAAUUAUACACAUAUUGUUAUGGAAGGAGUAUACAACCAAAUGAGGAAGAGUUUUGACCUGAUGAAAAUGAAAGAUAUGUCCGACUGGGAGACAAUCAAAUCUCUAUGGUCGUACACUGAGCUUACGUGUAUGAUGGAUUUUGAAACGCAGGGUUUGCAAAAAAUAAUCGAAUACCCUAGUGGUUUCAAAUUUGACUUAAUUAUAUGGGAUAUUAACAAUGGACAGUGUUUGUUUCCAUUAAUAGACAAGUUCGGUAGACCGCCUGUAAUAUACAUAAAUCCUUUUUUGAACCAACCAAAUACUUUCAAAAAUGUCUGGCAAAGUUACAUCCCAUUUAUGACGCAUACGCAUACGGAUCACAUGACUUUUUGGCAAAAGAUAAAAACUACAUUUUUCAACAUUUUGCUUGAAAUUACAAGAGAAAUCUAUUUAAUACCACGUCAACAAGAAUUAGCCGAGUCUCAUUUUGGUAAGCUGAAUUUUACCAUUAAGGAGAUUGAACGAAAUGUAAGUUUAAUGUUAACUAAUCACAAUCCUGUCUUCAAUUAUGUCGAAGCUUUGCCCCCUAAUAUAAUUCCUAUUGGAGGACUACAUGUACAGCCAAAACCUUUGCCAGAGGACCUCAAAGCAAUUUUAGACGAAUCAAAACACGGAGUAAUAUUAUUUUCACUAGGUUCAAAUGUACGUUGUCAAGAUUUAGGCGAUGACAAAAUUCAAGCUAUUUUAAAGACGUUUUCUAAAUUGAAGCAAGAUAUAAUUUGGAAAUUCGGGCACGACAAGAUUUCACACAUUUCUAAAAAUGUCCACAUCAGGAAAUGGGUACCUCAGAACGAUAUUCUUGCCCAUAAAAACACUGUUCUUUUUAUAACACACGGAGGAUUGUUAAGUUCACAUGAAAUUGUUUACAACGGAGUGCCGGUAAUAGGAAUUCCUUUCUUUUUGGAUCAGUUACAAAAUAUUGGAAAUUUUGUUGCAAAAGGUAUUGGGUUAAAACUUGAAUUUGAAGAUAUUACUGAAGAUAAUUUUUACAAUGUGAUACAAGAAGUAUUGAACAACAAAUCGUACAGCGAGAAAGUGAAAAACUUGUCAGUUUUAUAUAAACAUCGAAUAAAUACUCCUCUAGAAACCGUUGUCUAUUGGAUGGAAUACAUAUUAAAAUUUAAAACCGCAAAACAUUUUAAUUUAUCAACGAGGGACAUGAAUUUAAUAGAUGUGGGGAAUUUAGAUAUCAUUUUAUUUUUUUCUCUUCCGUUCUUAACUGAACUUAGUCAAUAG